AUACAACGGUGCAACGGUGUCUUCACUUUUGCUAUAAAAUUGCGAAGUCAAGGAGCAAGCUCAAGGAGCAAGCUUGUCCAAUCGUGCACUUCUUUUUACUGCGACGCAAUUUCUGCUCGUACAUCUCCGUCUCCGUCCAUAGCUCGUGGCAGCUGAAACAAAAUAUGGCACAUCUACAUCAGAACAGCGUUUAGUGUUUAACCAAUAUCCUGCACUUCAUUGAACGUAGUCUAGCCUCUUGAAGAGGUUCGUAGUACAAGUCACGUCCUUGGAUGUCGCUUCUCGAGUAUGUAUGUAAAUUGGAAUUAAUUUCGCGGCCGCGUCAUUGCGCCGGUUUGUACACGCAUACGGAGUCUGUUGGACGCGUGUAUAUCUUCGUUGGUAUAACAUAUAAACGCGCGCAAAAAGGAAACCGCGUGUCAUCGAGCGGUGAGACAAUUUUACGUCCUCUCACGUAUUUAGGCGGACUCGGAUGCUGAUCGCGCAGCGAUAACGUUUCGAAAAAUAAGACUUUAUCUUUACGAUUUCGGUGACGCGCUCGGAAACGGAUCGUAUAAUCGUACGUCGCUCGGAAUUGAACGAUCUCUCACUCUCUAUUAUAUUCGUGUCGCCUUAUAUACUGCGGUCCGCGACGCGAUAUGUUAGUCGCUAGGAAAAUUUGUUAGCCGAAGGACAACGCCUAUAUUAUAUAUCAGCAACUAUACCGUUUCCAACACCAUGGAUGAGUCCAGCGGUAAACUAAUUACAAAAAACAUGUUUCAUGUUCCAGCUAUGUCUCUGGAAGAAUCACGGAGAUCGCAACGCCCGUAUCGAUACGGGAUGGUUCUGCUAUGUGUCGGAGCUCUCAUUAACUGGUUGGGUCUGGCGGAGAACUAUGUCGAACCAGUGCGCUACGUUGGUGUUGCCUGCAUAGUCGCUGGGGCUCUCCUCAUUUGCGCCGCGAUGUGCUGCUGGUUGCACGCACCGCCAACUAGGACAAGCACGCACACGCAACGCACGAAUCAUCCGAUCACGGCACAGAUCGAUGACCCAAUCCACGUGAUUUCUAUCGAGGAACCACCUGGCGUAUCUAGGCAAAAGCCACCGGAUUAUGAGGCGGUGACGGACGCACCGCCGAGCUACGAUGAUGCUAUCAAAUUAAAUCCUAGUCAAUUAGUCAGGUUGAGCAAUGGUAGUACGCCAUCGUUAUCCUCGGGACAAAUUAUCCCGACAACUAUCAGUAUCGUCUCUCCUACGUUAACACCGCCACCGCCAUACGCGAGGUGAGAUUGCAGUGCUGUAAAUAGAGACCAAUGAAUACACAGGUCUGCGACGUGGAAGAAUCGACAUACACCGUUGUCAAUUGCGAAGAGCGAUCACGUCUGUGGCCUGCGAAUAAUACGAUGUCGUACGACAUCGACAAUUCCGUUGUUUGCUCUUGUUAUUACGAGAUGCGUGAAUGUAUACGUAUAUAGCUGCGCAAAAUGCGAUCAUGUCGAGGAGAGGAAGUUGAAUCAUUCAAAGAUUGCUCAACACUUCCACAAGCAAGAAUCGAACGAGGAUCUCUUCGCGACAUCUUAAAUGUCGAAUGCUUAGAUUAUUAGCUAUUGGACACUGUGAACCGUUGACACCAAUGUCGUUUAGUGCUCAGAACGGUUAACUCUUCCUUUGUAAGUACGUAGUAACGUCUAUUACGUUUCAAAAAAAGACAAGAGAUUGUUGAAUAGAGUCCAUUUUAAUCAUGGCGAUAUCGGACUUUAUUCAACACGGCCUAAAGGUUUGCAGCAAUCGUCGAUAUUUUAUUUAUCGUUAUAUCACGAUUUAUAUUCCGAGCUUCGCUGUUUUAUUUGUUGAAAGUCGGAUGGAUCUCUCUUAUAAAAUCGCAUCUGGGAAGUAGACUAAGGUGAUAACGGCGUAGUAAUACACAAUGCACAAUUGCAAACAUAUAGGCCUGUUGUAUAUAUUGUACUUUUUCAUUUUCAAUGUAAUCCGAUAAUCAUUUCAACGAGAAUCCAUCUGCGAUAAAUUACGUCAUGGCAAUCGCGGUUUCUAUCAACCGCACUGUUGCUCGGUCGUUCUGUAACCGCGAGAAUGAAAUAACGACUUUUGACAGUUGUAUAUUUUGCGAUCGGUUCAGCUGUUCAUUUAAUUUAACGGUACGAAUCGCGCCUGAUUGAUGCCGAUCUGCAGAAACGGUAGUCUCUUAAAGUUAGUUGACGGAGCAAACACGCAUAUUUUAAAAUAUGCAUUUUUAAUUCAUCUUAUUAUAAUUGUUAUUUGAGAUUGUAAUGUGAACUAAAUUGAAAAUGUGAAUAUAAAUCGAAAAGAUCGCGCUAAAAUACAAUAAAUCGCAUCGAUUUAUGAUCGUAAAAUUUAUCGCUCCGAUAUUUGACUUACGUCAUUUUCAAAAUAAGCUACUCAACUAUGCGCUAUUAAGUUCAUAUUUUAUAUGCGAUGGGAAUUACUCGCGAUAGAUUUUCUCACUCUAGGACGUUGUUGGGAUGUCGCGACACGCGUCCAAAGAGAGGAUCGAGUGUCCCACAAUGAUUCGAAGAGGAAUCACAGUAAUAGAGCAUUUAGCGCGUUGCGAGCUCAGCUGCGCGUAAUUUACUGAAGAAUGAUCUUCUGCCAUAUCAUCUCAGUGUCUAUCUCUUUAAAUACGCACACGCGCGCACAGCACACUCAUGCGAAAGCCAUUCGCACGUCCAUUUUAUUGUGAUAUAUACUAUACAUAUGUACGCAGAUAUUAGAUAUUAUGAAGCAACACUGUCAAAACAAUGGCGAUGCUUGUAAAAUAAGACUUUUUUAUAUCGAAAGUGCAAAUAUAAAAUAUGAGAUUUUUCUACGGCAAA
Pogonomyrmex barbatus (red harvester ant) is the source of this 2831-nucleotide messenger RNA. RefSeq lists its product as uncharacterized. NCBI's taxonomy places the organism in Eukaryota, Metazoa, Arthropoda, Insecta, Hymenoptera, Formicidae. The record is from RefSeq and is a predicted model, not a curated record.